AUGUCUACGACCAUUGACACGAUCGAAGUGGAUAACGAAGCAAAGGGUGAAAAUAACAACUCCAAUCAUCAAAAAUUUAAGGAAAGUGAUGCUGGAGAUGGCACGAAAAGAGAAGAUCACGUACUUCAUGGCACAAAGCUUUGGCUUUGUGCAUCCUCAUUACUUAUGUGUUUAUUCUUGGUGUCGCUCGAUCAGAUGAUUACCAUGGCAGUGCUAACCACCAUAUCUGAACAUUUCAAUGAAUUCAAUAAGUUCACCUGGAUCACAGCAGCAUUUAUGAUGCCCUUGGGUUGUCUUUCGCAGUUUUGGGCAAGGUUAUCCAUUAGUUUCGGCCGUAAAUGGGUGAUGCUUAUUGGAGUUGCAUUGUUUGAGAUUGGUUCUUUAGUGGCUGGAAUUGCCAGUAGUAUGAAUAUGUUUAUUGGCGGUAGAGCUAUACAAGGUGCUGGAGGUUCAUGUAUUCAAAGUCUUACGAUGAUUAUUGUCACGGAAAUUACAACAAUAGAUAAUAGAGCACAACUACUCGCUUGCGUGAGUAUAGUUUUUAUAGUGGCCUCUGUUUUGGGACCUUUGAUAGGCGGAGUAUUUGGAACAAACGUUUCAUGGAGGUGGUGCUUUUAUAUCAACCUUUGUUUUGGAGCCGUGAUUGUGCCAUUGUUUUACUUGAGUUACAAGCCAACGCCUCCAAAGGGCACGUUCAAAAGUAAGAUGAAAACUAUCGAUCUUCUAGAUAAUUUUUUGCUAGUUGCAGGAUUUGUCUUGGUUCUUAUCGCAAUAUCUUUCGGCCAAACUGAUAGCAAAUGGGGCACUGCCAAAACCAUAAGUUGCUUUGUGAUAGGUGGUAUAAUCAUCAUAAUCUUCUGUUACUACAACUUCACAUAUUGCAAGUAUCCAGUUAUUCCGAAGAAUAUUAUGUUCAACAAACACAUUUUUUCCGCAUUCAUGACGUAUUCAUUUAGUUAUUCCGUUUUGAUGGUUAUGGCUCAAUUUCUUUGUAUGUAUGCCGAGACUGUUCUUGGGCAUAAUCCUCUUCAUACCGGAUUUUUCAUCAUACCUUGUGCCAUUGCAACAUGCGGUGCUUCGGUUUUAAACGCUUUUUUGAUUAAAAAAACGAGAUACAUUAAACCAUUUUGCAUUUUUGGAGCAAUCAUUCUUCCAAUUUCCCCAGGACUUUGUCAACUUUUAAAGGUUAAAGAACAUUUAGGAUUAAUCAUUGGUCUUGAAAUUAUCCUAGGGGUGGGAGAUGGAUUUAACUUUCAAGGUCCAAUCCUAAGUGCAAAUAUUCAUGCACCAAAAGAUGCUGGUUCGACAAUUUUGACCACCGCCCUCCUUAAUUUUGGUAGAAGUACAAUGACGGCUUUCUUCUCCGAAAUCGGAAGUGCUAUUUACUCUGCGUGCCUAAAAUCAAGUAUCAAAGAAAUUGCUCCUUAUAUUCACGAAACUAUUAUACCUUUACAAACUAUUCUUUUAGAACCACAGCUUUUACAAAAGCUUGACGCGCACGAUAAGCAGCUCAUUUUAGAAAAGGUAACCGAUGCAUUAAAGAAUGUGUUUUGGUUUUGUACCGCACUUGCUUGCGUUUCUUUAGUUUCUGCUAUAUUAUUGCCUUCAGCAAGGGUUCCACCAAGUGAAGAAGUGGAGAAGUAG
Molecule: messenger RNA, 1644 nt
Organism: Brettanomyces bruxellensis
Lineage: Eukaryota; Fungi; Ascomycota; Pichiomycetes; Pichiales; Pichiaceae
Exons: 1
Coding region: 1-1644 (547 amino acids)
Biological process (GO): transmembrane transport
Molecular function (GO): transmembrane transporter activity
Source: RefSeq, a predicted model, not a curated record